Orbilia oligospora ATCC 24927 is the source of this 2445-nucleotide messenger RNA. RefSeq lists its product as uncharacterized. The record is from RefSeq and is a predicted model, not a curated record. Bases 1 to 2445 code for a protein of 814 amino acids. The transcript is spliced from 4 exons. Lineage: Eukaryota; Fungi; Ascomycota; Orbiliomycetes; Orbiliales; Orbiliaceae. Gene Ontology annotation, molecular function: protein binding.
AUGGAUAAUUUAAACUCGAGGAGUUACAUCGUAACUCGUCAGAACUACCAACCUGACCGGGUUAAACCCCAGCAGCAGCAGCGGCGCCGACGUACGUCUUUCAGCCGCCGCUCAAUUUCCCCCGGCAAGGACCGCAAGAAAUUUGUUGAUUCUAAGCAUGAAACUCACGAAGAUUAUGCUACAGCUCCAGCGCACGCCGCGGAGCUCGAUGGAACGCCUUUAGCUAUCGACACUCAGAAGGUUAUGAUGACCGCGGAACUCGAAAGUAUCAUUCCCCGUAAACUAUCAAGAAUUAUAGGAAGACAUAGCAAACGAUCAAGUCCGACGACACCCAAAUCACCUGAGAUUAAGGUCAGCGAGCCGCGUUUGUUCCCAAAGGAUUACGAAACUAGCCAUAUUGAAGACCACGGCAAUCUACAAAUAUACCGGACCAAUUCUUCGUCUGGUGAACUUAAACCACCUUCUCACAAUCACUCUGGUGAAGCCAAAACCCGUAAAAUGAGCUCCGAAACUUAUAGGUCAAGUGCGACCACAAUCACCCCAAAUUAUGUUCACGAAAUUCAGGAACCCGAUAGUCCCACUUUACCCCCCAUCAUGCCAAAUCCCAAACUUAUUGCAUCAACACCUAGGCAUAUCCUAGGAAUCGUCACGCAUCCGUUACCGGGACCUAGCAGUCCCGGAGGUAGCGCUUUGCCAGUUUUACAUAGUGAUCGAGGCCAUCCAGGGUCACCGCCUUUAUCAGCUUCCGUGGGUUUAGGACGAAGGAAAUCUUCUAGGACACCAUCCUCGGCAUUGACAGCGAGCCCCAACCCUUUCCUUAUGAGGGAUCUGCCAGAUUCGCUUCGUGAUCUUGUUUUGGACCAGGGACUUAUUGUGCGGUUAAAAGACGGGAAACGAAUAGAGAUGGCCGCAGACGAUGUUCAAUGCGCUAAACAGAUUCUCAACGCUUGGAAUAUAUACGAAGGCAAUCUCGGGGGCGGAAUAUCUCACGAGAAGGCCUACCUUUGCAUGCUUAAUUCAAAACUACCAAAGGAUCAGCUUGCUGAGAUAUGGGAUAGCUGCCAAACAAUCAAUGACCCACCGAUGCCUCUCCGGGUGAACCAUUCCUUAUUUCCCGAAGAGUUUAUCGUCGCAAUCCAUAUGAUUCAACAAAUGUCCCGCUUGGACAUGAAUACCCUCCAGCACAACCUAACGGCCAAAUCCCCGCUCAUGUCACAACGAAAAGCCGUCACCAGUAGUGUUUUGAUUAACGGGAACGCUGUUCCAUGUCCGAAUGAUCCCGAGAGUAUUAUCAAGCUAUUUGGUGGGCGGGAAGGCGUGAUACCUCCACAAAAUGUACUCGACAAAUCUCUCUAUAUCGCCUCGUCGAAAGGCUUCAGGGCCGCAGCAGUGACUUUCUUGGAUUGGAGAGCGAAUAUUGAUGCUUUAAACACAGCAUCAAAUAGAAGGGCACUGCACGCAGCAUGUGAGAACGGACACGAGGAUGUAGUACGGAUUUUACUACAACGAGGAGCAUCAGUCAAUGUCAGAGACGAGGACGGCAAAACGCCUCUACACCUCGCAGCAGCAGAUGGCGGGGAAGGUAUAACACGUAUGCUGAUUCAGUCCGGGGCCGAUCUAAAUGCCAUAGACGACGAGAGUGAUUUACCGUUGCAUGUGGCCGCCGCCUACGGAAGCGCCAAUAUCGUGCCCCUAUUCUUACGGGCGAGAGUAAAAAUCGACACACCGGGCUCGGGAGGAAGAACGCCAUUGAUGAAGGCUGUGAUGGGUGGGCAUAAAACAACAGUUAGGUGUCUUUUGGAUGAAGGCGCCCAUGUAAACCACCGGGACGAUAUGGGAUGGUCUGCGUUACAUUGGGCGGUACGAAAAGGCAACGAAACCUUAACGAGAAUACUACUGGAAGAAGGGGCGAAUAUUCACGAGCGCACAGCUGAUGAGCAAAAUGCAAUAUGCCUCGCUGUGCAUCACGAUAUGAAGUCUUUGGUACGAUUCUUGGUUGAGAACGGGGCCGCUAUAAACGGAUAUGGUGGCAAUGGGAUGGCGCCAAUUCAUCUCGCUGCUAUGAUGGGGAAAGAGGGGAUCCUAUCCGUACUUUUGGAGCUGGGUGCCCUCGUAAACAACUACACGAAAGGAAGUGCUAUAAACUCGCAGACAGCGUUGAUGGUAGCAAUCAUACAGCAACAUGAAGGAAUCGUUCGGAUACUAUUAAAUCAUCCACAUAUCAACCUAGAAGCAGAAGAUAGGAAUCGCUCGACGGCUCUCCACUACGCGGUACAGAAAGCAAACAUCCCUAUAGUAAAAAUGGUGCUAGAUAAAAACCCACGCCUGGAGGAUAUGAACAUUGAUGGGAAGGCCCCAAUCGACCUGGCAAAGGAUAAGGAAGUUAAGGAUUUAUUGAAAGCCGCUGCAAAAUUUGCGAAGCUGCCGAGGAAAUUUUCGAUUUGA